Pleurotus ostreatus (oyster mushroom) is the source of this 348-nucleotide messenger RNA. RefSeq lists its product as uncharacterized. Bases 1 to 348 code for a protein of 115 amino acids. The record is from RefSeq and is a predicted model, not a curated record. NCBI's taxonomy places the organism in Eukaryota, Fungi, Basidiomycota, Agaricomycetes, Agaricales, Pleurotaceae. The transcript has 2 exons.
AUGGAUCGCAUCCUCACUCUGAACAAUGCUCUCGGUAUUGCGACCGCCGUGUCCUACUACAAAUCAGUGACGCCAUCGAAUGCCCCAGUCGCGCGCAAUGAACUGAUGGUUAAGAGCUGGUUCGAGAGGACUAUACAGGCUCGCGCAACUUUAGAGAAGGUCGUAGUGUGUGCCAUGUCCGUCAUGGAGAUUGCGACCACUCUUCAUCUGUUUGGAGACCACGGCUCCUGCCUUGCGUCACUCACCCCUCCGACCGGCCAUCUACAACGGCUAAUCGUCGUAGCCUCUGUGUCUGUAUUCGCGGCUUUGCUGCGACUCUGGUGCUUCGGUGACUUCGGCAACCUAUGA